Molecule: messenger RNA, 1821 nt
Organism: Penicillium subrubescens
Lineage: Eukaryota; Fungi; Ascomycota; Eurotiomycetes; Eurotiales; Aspergillaceae
Product: class I adenylate-forming enzyme family protein
Exons: 5
Coding region: 1-1821 (606 amino acids)
Biological process (GO): fatty acid biosynthetic process
Molecular function (GO): very long-chain fatty acid-CoA ligase activity
Source: RefSeq, a predicted model, not a curated record
AUGACAAGAGUAUACGCAGAUUCUGUGGUGAACGUGGUCAAUGUGAAAGCCAGUAACAAUACAGGUUCCCAAAUCAAUUUCCCAAGCGACCCAUUUUUCACCAAAUUGCUCGCUAGAGCUAACCGACUUGGAAAUUUGACUAUCAUCAACGAUAAUACCAUUUCAGCACAGGUUAGCUACCUUCGACUUCUACAGGACGUGAACAAUCUACGCCAAUCACUCCGGCGCCGACUCCCACCUGGUUUGCUGGAUAACAAUGGGACGUUAAGCCCAGCGGACAAUGGAACCUGUAUUGCUGUUAUCGCACGCAGCGGGUAUAGAUUCCUCGUGGCUUGUAUCGCUAUUUUCACCCUGGGAGGCAUCAUCUUACCGUUGAGCCCGGGUUAUCUUGCAGAAGAGGCGCUCUAUUUCUUGCAAAAAUGCAAAGCAGUUGCGAUUGUAUUUGAUCCUGAUCCAGCCGUCUCGGAGCUAGCACACAGCAUCGUCAACGCACAGUCGGAUAAUUCAGAGCAUGAGCCGCUCCUGCAGAUCCCGGUCACAAUGGACCCGAGCUUGCCUUUGAAGCAGAGCCUUAGCUUUGCCACUGUUCCCUCCGUUGACCCGGCAGCGAUUUCCCCUGAUCGUCCUGCUCUCUAUUUGUUAACCUCCGGAACCACAGGAACUCCUAAGGUCGUGGUGCACACGCGCAGGAUUUUCUAUGCACAACCGGAGCCGGAUUACGAUGCGGAGGACGUGUUUCUCUCGCAGCGCGCAUUUUUCUGGAUUGGCGGAUUUCGAGAACUGAUUGGUAUGCUGCUGAAGGGUGUGCGUGUUGAGAUCAUUGAUUACAAGUCGAACGCGGAUACGGUUUGGAACCGUAUAAGCAGGGGAGAUAUCACCCGUCUGUCUGUUGUUCCCGGUCUCUUCAGUAAUAUGGUAAAGGUUUGGGAAGAGAAGAUAGCCUUGUUGCCUGACCAUGAGAGGAGGCCGUAUGCAGACGCGGCUCGUAGGCUGCGCGGGGUGAAGUGUACGGGUGGGCUGGUUCCGGGCUCUGUUAAGAGAUUUUGGAAGAAUCUACUUCCAGACGUGAGGUUUGAGGUCGAAUAUGGGGCAAGUGAGUUUGGUAUGGCUGCAUUCAGUUGUUGUAUUAAGGGCGAAGAUACCAUCCAGUCACAUUAUCUUGGAAGACCGCUUCCAGGGGUUGCAUUCAAGUUGGGAGAUGAUCAAUCUGACAGAGGCGAACUGCUGCUCAAGACCCCUACUCAAUUUACUAUGUACCUGAAUAGUCCAGAGGUGACCAAUGCCAAUAUUGACGAUACCGGAUUUUUCCGAACAGGGGACCUUGCCAGACGGGCGGCAGAUGGUCGUAUUAUCAUUGAGGGACGAGUCAAGCCAGACUUUAUCCGCUACCGUGGACUAAGGGUCCCUAUCCUUGAGGUGGAGGAAAGCCUUCUAGCCCUUCCUUGUAUCUCCGAAGCCUACGUGGUUCCUAUCCUGGACGUUUUUGCUGGAGGAUCGCGGGUGGCUGCAGUCGUCCGUCUCCGCAGGGAUCCUCUCACCAAUAACACGGCGGAGUCGAGUUUAUCGCUACACACAUUGAGAACAGAGCUUUCGUCGUCUUUGCCUGACUUCAAACUUCCAACUCUUCUCCGGAUUUUGACUGAUGGUGAAGACGUUCCCAGAUCACAAGCUGGCAAACCGGCGCCGAGGGAUAUUGCCACUACAUUCUUCCCGCAGCCAGAUGAGGGCUCACUGAAGGGACUCCCUUAUGACGUUCAAUUUUGCAACACAGCUACUAGGGAUGGUCCAGUGGCUUGGAGCUGGGGGCCGAUGCGAUGCUAA